Peronospora farinosa is the source of this 1272-nucleotide messenger RNA. NCBI's taxonomy places the organism in Eukaryota, Oomycota, Peronosporomycetes, Peronosporales, Peronosporaceae. The record is from the annotation of a GenBank genome assembly.
AUGAUGCUGCGGGUAUGGAGACGUCGAUGGGUCUCAGCAAUAAGCAAUUCCCGUACACUGCGAGCUGCAAUUCAUUUUCCAUACUCGAUUGUGACAUCUCAAGAAGCAGCUGGAAGCCCUCGUACGAAUGAGUUGCGCGUGGGUGUCUUGGGGUUGGGAGCUAUUGGAACCAUUUUCUUCACUCGACUGGGAUUGUUGGCCAAUGAAUUUAAGACCAAGAAUGAACUACCGAUACUUCACGUUGAAGCCUUUAUAAAGCGUGAGCAAUUUGGCGUUUGGACGUCGAAGAUGAAACCAAAAUUGUCUCUUGAAGGACAGAGGAGGGAGACCCUCGAAUUUCAGGUGCAUUCGGACGAAAAGGCGGCAAUAGUUGAAAAUGCACCGAACGUACGGGUUCGCACACUUGAAAAUACAGGGGAGGACGGACAUGGUAACGAACUGGAUAUAUUGUUGGUCGCGGUGAAGACGUACGACAGCGUUGGUGUGAUUCGAGAGCUUCGAGAGAAGAAAAGACACUUGUUGAAACAUGACGCACUUUGUGUGUUGCUCCAGAACGGACUGGGAGAAGUGCCUCAAGAGGAAGAAGGAAGAAGAAUUGAAGACCAAUGGCAGUUUGCGAGUGGAGUGACGUUUGUAGGUGGACGAGUGCUGCGAUUUGGAAGAGUGGUGACGAGUGGAUUAGAAACGGGAAAGACGUAUCUCGCACCUUUUGAUGUGCCUGGGAUGGAGAAGGAGAUUAAUGUUACUAGAGAAGAAAUGCUGUGGCGAAAAGAAAGUGAUGCCAAGAUGCAUAUGCUUGCGAGAGUCUUCCUUGCUGCUGGGCUACACUGCGAAGUGCUAGAUGCCAAUGAAAUGCAAGCAAUGCUCUGGCGCAAGCUGAUUGUAAAUGCUGCAAUCAAUCCUGUAGCGUCCCUAUUGGACGCACCGAACCGGAGUGUGGCAAGCACUGAAGGCAGUCGCCAUUGUGUGAAUUUGGUAGUGCAGGAGGCAAUUGCAGUGGCAAAUUGCGAGAGAAUUUCUCUGAAAUGUUCUUAUAAAGAACUAGUCGAAGACAUUUUCGAGGUGGCACUGAACACUGGUGCUAACGUGUGCUCCAUGUUGGCAGAUCUGCGUCGCGGUUCAAGAACAGAGAUCGAUGCUAUCACCGGGCGCAUCGUUGCAGGCGGAAAGCGGCACGGAGUCCCCACACCGACAAACGAGUUGUUACUCUCACUGAUAAAGGCACUUGAGGAUGAAGGGACACGGCGAAUCUGCACGUCUUCCGUGUCUUGA